Eupeodes corollae is the source of this 1433-nucleotide messenger RNA. It is a transcript of the gene Rpt3, whose product is annotated as 26S proteasome regulatory subunit 6B. Gene Ontology annotation, biological process: proteasome-mediated ubiquitin-dependent protein catabolic process. The record is from RefSeq and is a predicted model, not a curated record. Gene Ontology annotation, molecular function: ATP binding; ATP hydrolysis activity; proteasome-activating activity. The transcript has 4 exons. Bases 125 to 1366 code for a protein of 413 amino acids. Gene Ontology annotation, cellular component: proteasome regulatory particle, base subcomplex. Lineage: Eukaryota; Metazoa; Arthropoda; Insecta; Diptera; Syrphidae.
UAUCUUUGUUAGACUGUUUUUGAUUAUUACUAGAUAUUAAAUUAAUAUAAUUUUCCAAGUCAUCGUCUAUGCGUAGUGUGUUGGAAGGAAUAGUACGAAGCAACCAAAAUCUGAAACAAAUAAAAUGGUCGAAGUAGAAUUUAUUAUACCAGAAAAAGAUGAAGUUCUAGAUUUCAAGGGACCAAAAGAUGCUCAUAGUUCAUUGGACGAAUUAGAUGUUGAUGAUCUUUACGUCCGAUACAAGAAGCUUCAAAAAACACUCGAAUUUCUUGAAGUUCAAGAAGAAUAUAUUAAGGAUGAACAGAGAAAUUUGAAGAAAGAAUAUCUACAUGCUCAAGAAGAAGUCAAGCGUAUUCAAUCUGUUCCACUUGUAAUUGGGCAAUUUCUAGAAGCAGUCGAUCAGAACACUGGUAUUGUGGGUUCUACCACUGGUUCUAAUUACUAUGUUAGAAUUCUUUCUACGAUUGAUAGGGAAUUGCUGAAGCCAUCUGCUUCAGUUGCUUUGCAUAAGCACAGUAAUGCUUUGGUCGAUGUUCUGCCACCAGAGGCUGAUAGUUCUAUUUCGAUGUUGCAACCUGAUGAGAAGCCGGAUGUGAGUUACGUUGAUAUAGGCGGAAUGGAUAUGCAGAAGCAAGAAAUUCGGGAGGCAGUCGAAUUGCCAUUAACACACUUUGAGUUGUAUAAACAAAUUGGUAUCGAUCCACCACGCGGAGUGCUUAUGUACGGACCACCCGGUUGUGGCAAAACAAUGUUGGCUAAAGCCGUUGCUCAUCACACAACAGCAGCUUUUAUACGAGUAGUAGGUUCCGAAUUUGUACAAAAAUAUCUUGGCGAAGGACCACGUAUGGUCCGUGAUGUUUUCCGUUUGGCAAAAGAGAAUGCACCUGCUAUUAUUUUCAUCGAUGAAAUCGAUGCAAUUGCAACCAAACGUUUUGAUGCCCAAACCGGUGCUGAUCGUGAAGUACAAAGAAUACUACUUGAACUUUUAAAUCAAAUGGAUGGUUUUGAUCAGACCACCAAUGUGAAGGUCAUAAUGGCAACAAAUCGUGCUGAUACUCUUGAUCCCGCCCUCUUGCGGCCUGGUCGUUUAGAUAGAAAAAUAGAGUUCCCACUUCCUGAUCGUCGGCAAAAGCGUUUGGUAUUUUCAACAAUUACUUCAAAGAUGAAUUUAAGUGAAGAUGUGGACCUGGAAGAGUUUGUUGCUCGCCCAGAUAAAAUUUCGGGCGCAGAUAUCAAUGCCAUUUGCCAAGAAGCUGGUAUGCACGCUGUGCGUGAAAAUAGAUAUAUUGUGCUGUCUAAAGAUUUUGAAAAGGGAUACAAAAAUAACAUUAAAAAGGACGAACAGGAGCACGAAUUCUAUAAAUAAAUUGAAUAAUCUAAUGUAAUUUUGGUAUUAUUUAAUUUUUAAAAUAAACAUAAAACAUACAAAAUAA